This is a messenger RNA of Fonsecaea multimorphosa CBS 102226, 1590 nucleotides long. RefSeq lists its product as uncharacterized. Bases 1 to 1590 code for a protein of 529 amino acids. Gene Ontology annotation, cellular component: mitochondrion. The record is from RefSeq and is a predicted model, not a curated record. The transcript has a single exon. Gene Ontology annotation, biological process: cardiolipin biosynthetic process; CDP-diacylglycerol biosynthetic process. Lineage: Eukaryota; Fungi; Ascomycota; Eurotiomycetes; Chaetothyriales; Herpotrichiellaceae. Gene Ontology annotation, molecular function: phosphatidate cytidylyltransferase activity.
AUGACCUUACGGGUCGUGCCCAGCAUCUUGGGCAAGAGGAGGUUUCAAGAACUUUACGGCACUCCUCGACGGCUACCUAUUCUCGCCGCCGCUCAACGUUUCUCUCUCAACUCAGGCAUCAGGCACUAUGCUACUGUCGAGGAAGAACGAGGCCGUGAUAGUGCUCCGCCUCCAGGAUUCGACGCCUCCAAAGCGAAGCAGAGCCCCAGUGCGUCCCCAGGUCAGCAGUCGACCACCAGCAACCCCGGCUCCUCCGAGCAGACUCCUUCCUCUCGAGGCUCUUCCAAACCUCCCUCUUCGAGUUCGACCGCCUCAGAUUGGGAAGAAAAUCCCGACCUUAGCAUUUCAAAGUUCUCCGAGCUACCUGGUAAGGAUUUUGGUGUCAAUCAGCACAUCAUCAUCAAUGAGGAGUUCAAGGAGGCACUGAGACAAAUCCUGUGGAAGUUUCGGGCACCCAUUCGCUACGCCUUUGCCUAUGGCUCGGGUGUCUUUCCUCAGAGCGCAGGAAAAAGCGGAGGCUCCAAGAACUUGCAUCCAAACCCCCCCGCAGCUGUGGCCAAAGUGCAGGAUGGGAACCAGAAGAUGAUUGAUUUUAUCUUCGGAGUCUCCUAUUCCCAGCACUGGCAUUCAUUAAAUCUGCAAGAACACCGAGAUCACUAUAGCUGGGUGGGUUCUUUGGGAUCCUACGCCGUCUCCAAACUUCAAGAUUCCUUCGGUGCAGGGGUGUAUUUUAACCCUUACAUCACCAUCAAUGGAACUCUCAUCAAAUAUGGAGUGGUCAAUUUGGAUACUCUCUGCAGAGAUCUGUCGGAAUGGGACACUCUAUAUCUCGCCGGCCGCCUACAGAAGCCUGUGAAAAUCUUACGGGACAAUCCGGCAGUCCGACUGGCAAAUCAAGUCAACCUGAUCGCCGCAGUCCGCGCGGCAUUGCUUCUCCUUCCACCUGAGUUCACCGAGAAAGAAUUGUAUUCGACCAUCGCGGGGAUUUCGUAUAUGGGCGAUCCACGAAUGAGCGUCGGUGGGGAUGAUCCUCGAAAAGUUGAGAACAUUGUCAACAACCAGUUACCCAAUUUCCGCCGCCUUUACACACCAUUGAUUGACAACCUUCCCAACAUCUCCUUCAAUGAUCCGGCCUGCUCAAACAAAGAUUGGCUCGAUGACCCGUCCGUCAACUCCAAACUGGCCCAAAACAUGGACCCUGUAACCCGGGGUCACAUGGUCCGCCGGCUUCCCAACGCCUUCCGAAAGAAACUCUACUUUGAAUAUCAAUCCAAAUUCAAAAUCCCACGAGGCGAGUUCAAUGAUAUGCUCGAGAAGACCAAAGAUGAAGACCCAGAUCGCAUUCGCCGGCGGGAAGGCGGGCCGUUCGAGCAACGAAUCGCCCAGGACACCGAAGGUGGAGGCCUGAGGGAAGAAGUAAAACAGGUUAUCGAGCACACGAUUCGAUGGCCCAGUCUUGUGCAAAGCGUCAAAGGUGCAGUGACCGCCGGGUGGUCAAAGAGUAUUCGGUACGCGAGGGAAAAGAGGGAGAAAGGUAAGAAGGGCGCACAGGCCGUCGGGGAAGAGGAAAAAGAAAAGAAAACUGGUUAG